GAGAGUGAAGAAGAAAUGGUAGUAGAAGAAAUAUCGAGUUGAACGUCUGGGAUAUAUCGAAGAAAGCCCUUGACACUAUGUAGAGAGAUGAUGAUAUCGAUAAGUAUAUGUAUGCAUGAAAUUGAUUUAGUUCGACAUCUAUGUUGAAUAUAUCAUUUUAUUAUAACUUGGAACAUUUAAACAUUGUUCAACUCGGAAACAAGCUUGGUUCCAAGACAACACAAGUAUAUUACCCCAGAAAUUUAAUCAAAAGAACGGGACUCACACUUGAAGAGAUACCUUGCUCAUUCGUUGACGAUAAUGAAUUCUGCAAUAACAUAUUUGAUACUACUGCUCUUUCGGAUGAGUUCUUCUCAAAUGACGUGCUGGUCGAAGCGGCCUCGCUUGUAUUUAAGUCAAACAAUUCAUUCGUGAAAUUUUUUCAUACUGUUCUGCUGUCGCUGUAAGUCUUUAAUCGAUCACUUAGGUUCUGUAGCGUCUAUUUAACUUUCCUAAUUACUGUAUUUUUAUUAAUUAU
Messenger RNA from Rhizopus microsporus ATCC 52813, 517 nucleotides. RefSeq lists its product as uncharacterized. The record is from RefSeq and is a predicted model, not a curated record. The transcript has 2 exons. The coding region runs from base 141 to 446 and encodes 101 amino acids. NCBI's taxonomy places the organism in Eukaryota, Fungi, Mucoromycota, Mucoromycetes, Mucorales, Rhizopodaceae.